CAUUCCUGCCUCCUUGGGACCGAGGGCCGGGAAUGGCUAUUUAUUGACCUUUGGACCAACCGAGUUCUUCCCCUCUGGACUGAGCGGCCCUUCGUGGGCACGAGGCCUCUCCCUGCUCUUCGCCUGUUUCCUCUGCUGCCAUGGAUACGGAGUCAACCUACUCUGAACAUUCCCACUGCUCAGGACACUCCAAAAAAUCCCAGAGACAAGGGAGCCGGGACAGGCACAGAUCCCCCCGGAGCAAAGAUGGCAGCCGGUCUGAGAAGUCAGUCACAAUUCAGAUGCCCACUGCACAGCCGCUGUUGGGGAACGAUUCUUCGCAAGUGGAAGAAACUCAGGAUGACAACUGGGGCGAAACGACCACCGCUAUCACGGGCACCUCCGAGCACAGCGUCUCCCUGGAGGACGUUGCCAGAAUUGGCAAGGACCUGGAGGAUGGCGUCGGCGUGGACUGCAAACGCUAUCUUGUUUCCACAGUGGCAGCCAUCUUAGGGUUCCUGGUCUUCCUCACUCCCAUUGCCUUCAUCCUGCUCCCGCAAAUCCUGUGGCGAAAUGAGCUGCAGGCCUGCGGCACGGCCUGCGAGGGACUCUUUAUCUCUGUGGCUUUCAAACUCCUGAUUCUGUUGAUUGGGACUUGGGCGCUCUUUUUCCGUCAGCCCAAGGCCAACCUCCCAAGGCUGUUUGUGUUCCGCGCCCUCGUUUGGGUCCUCAUAUUUCUGCUGGUCGUCUCUUACUGGCUCUUUUACGGCGUCCGCAUUCUGGACUCCAAGGACCUAAAUUAUCAGGGAAUAGUCCAGUUUUCCGUUUCACUGGUGGACGCUCUCCUUUUCGUGCAUUAUCUUGCCAUUGUGAUGCUUGAGCUGAGGCAGCUGCAACCGAUCUUCACAAUCAAGGUGGUUCGGUCGACAGACGGAGAAUCGCGCUAUUAUAGUUUGGGACACUUGAGUAUCCAACGUGCUGCCGUGGUUAUUCUGGAAAAUUACUACCGAGAUUUUGCAGUCUACAACCCAACGUUGAUCUUGGCUUCUAAAGCACGGGCCGCAAAACACAUGGCCGGUCUGAAGGUCUACAGUGUGGAUGGGCCCGAUAACAAUGACGCCAGUCCGUCCCGGGCCAUGAUCGCCGCCGCCGCUCACCGCCGAGAUUCCAGUCACAACGAGCUCUACUACGAAGAAGCCGACCACGAGCGCCGGGUCCGAAAACGCCGAGCGAGGCUGGUGGUUGCAGUUGAAGAAGCAUUCACCCACAUUCAGCGUCUCCAGGCGGAAGAGCAGACGAAAGCUCCGGGAGAGGCGAUGGACUCCCGAGAGGCGGCGCAAGCCAUCUUCCCGUCGAUGGCGAGAGCCCUGCAGAAGUACCUGCGCACGACUCGGCAGCAGCACUACCACACCAUGGAGAGCAUUCUGCAGCACCUGGCCUUCUGCAUCACCAACAACAUGGCCCCAAAGACACUUGUCCGGGGGUCAACACAGCGGCUCGCCCCGGACUCAGCCAGCCGGGGGGCGGGGCCAGUCGCGAGCCGGCAGCUGCACCCAGCGACGGCCCGCCCCGGCUUGGACGCGCUAGCAGGGGGCCGGAACGGCCGGGAGGCGGCGAAGCAGCGGCACAACUGCGGCUCGAGUGACAGCAACACCCCUAAGGAAGGGGCUGAGGAAAGGGAGGGGCUCAGAGCAGGAAGGAACAACCAGGGCUUGCUUACCAUCUCCUCAGUGCUUCUAGGUGUGAAGCAGAGAUGCGCCAUGGUGGCCUUGGGCAAAGCUGUCCGCUUGCUUCGUAGGCAGGCAACGAAACUGUCGGCAGGGAUGGACUUUGUCAUGUCACUGAAUGCUAGCACAGGCUACAGGGAGGACAGUAGAGAGUCAGCAGAGGGCUAG
Molecule: messenger RNA, 1874 nt
Organism: Sphaerodactylus townsendi
Lineage: Eukaryota; Metazoa; Chordata; Lepidosauria; Squamata; Sphaerodactylidae
Product: vang-like protein 1
Exons: 8
Coding region: 141-1874 (577 amino acids)
Biological process (GO): multicellular organism development
Cellular component (GO): plasma membrane
Source: RefSeq, a predicted model, not a curated record